This is a messenger RNA of Linderina pennispora, 843 nucleotides long. RefSeq names its product ribosomal protein L4. Lineage: Eukaryota; Fungi; Kickxellomycota; Kickxellomycetes; Kickxellales; Kickxellaceae. The transcript has 2 exons. Gene Ontology annotation, cellular component: ribosome. Gene Ontology annotation, molecular function: structural constituent of ribosome. The record is from RefSeq and is a predicted model, not a curated record. Gene Ontology annotation, biological process: translation. Bases 1 to 843 code for a protein of 280 amino acids.
AUGAACGCUGGCAGAUUCAGCCGCUUCGUUCCCUCGGCCGCGCGCCUGGCCCGCACCCUGGUCACCGAUGCCUCGCAGACCCUCCAGCCGUCAGUCCUGCGGCCGAUCGGCUCGCUCACCCGCAAGAUCGCGCCCUCGGCGGGCACCAAAAGCGCCCUGAACUGGCCGCCGCCGCAGCCCCUAAAGGCCAUCAACCCGCUGGCGCCUACGGUGCAGGCCUUUGUUCUGGACUUUGCAACCAGCGCACCCCAGUCGAUUGCGGAAUUGCCGCGGACCGUGUUUGCGGCACCGGUGCGCUCCGACAUCAUCCACCGAGUGGUGACGUACGAGCGGAAUCUGCGUCGCCAGGGGACGCACAACUCACGGACGCGCAGCGAGGUGCGCGGGUCGACGCGCAAAAUCACCCCGCAGAAGGGCCUGGGUAUGGCACGUCACGGGACGCGUCGCGCGCCGCAGUAUGUCGGCGGUGCCAAGGCCCAUGGGCCGGUGCCGCGGAGCCAUGCGAUUGAGAUUCAGCGCAAGGUGUGGCUGAUGGGAUUGCGCGCGGUGAUCUCGGCCAAAUACGCGCAGGACCAGCUUGUUGUGGUCGAGGACUUUGAUGUUGCCUCGCAUCGGACCCAGGACCUGCGUCGGACUCUGGUCCAGAACGCGUGGAUGCCGACUGCUGGCGAUGCGAAUGUCCUGAUGAUGCCGCUGAUGGACAAGGAGCUGCCCGAGGGUCUGCGCAACCUUGAGCUGGCGAGCCGCAAUCUGCCCGGUGUUUAUGAGAUCCUGAGGCACGACUACCUGAUCAUCGAUCGCAAAGCUCUGGAGCUGCUGCAGAGCACCCUGCUGCCCUUGUAG